Messenger RNA from Rhopilema esculentum, 4844 nucleotides. RefSeq lists its product as uncharacterized. The record is from RefSeq and is a predicted model, not a curated record. Lineage: Eukaryota; Metazoa; Cnidaria; Scyphozoa; Rhizostomeae; Rhizostomatidae.
AAGGCUAAUUACAUGAGGUACCUUUGAUGCAUUUCUCACAAGUUUAGACUGUUAACGACCGGGGUAAAAGGUCGUUUGUUCCUCUAAAGACUUUGACCCCAAUGCCUUUAUUCAUUAAUGUCUUUUCGGAGGAAAGCUGCAUUUCACAACUGAGCCAAGUCUACCUGAAGCAAAAGAGAGGAUACUUUUUCCAAACUGUACAAAGCCAAGUGCUCAGUCGGGUGCCUAGGCCCCUCCGUCUACGAAGCUUCUUGCUUAGUUAGUCGUUGUUGUUUAUGAGUGUCGGCGCGGCUAAACGGCAGAAAGAUGUAUGUUAGAAAGCUGAAGUGCAUGGUUGUACUUAUCUCUACAUUUGCUGUGUGUUAUAUUUAUUACUUUUUGAAUGAACAGAGUUGGUCUUGGUACCUGCAUAGCGCUGAGAAAAAUUCUCGGUGUCAGACACCUAUUGAGGAGAUGAGGGACUUGAUUCAACUUACCAGAGAUACGCAUAUUAUUUUAGACUCCAACAAUCUGACGCAUUUCCCUAUCUAUGGGAGCUUAUUUGGUGCAUUGAGAUACAAAGAUCCACUGCCUUGGGACACUGAUGUAGACCUAUUUCUAAGAGCAGAAGAACUGGAUAACAUAGAUGAAGAUAAACUUUUGAGUGAUUUCAAAGCUAAAGGUAUUAAAAUACUUUAUCGUCCAUGGUUUGGUGCAUACAGAAUCACAAGAGGAAGAUCACGUGGUGAUUUGAUGAUAUUUAAGAACUAUUCAGGGACAAUGAACAGGGUUGGGAUUGAGUCAUAUGCUUUCUUUGUCAAUUAUAGAAAGCAUCACAUAUUCCCUGCUCAUCUGAUAGAAAAGCCUUUACCAACAUUGAAAUUCUGUGGAAUUAAGAUGUUUGCACCUAGAGGUGGUAUUGAGCUGCAGAAAUAUCAUUAUAGGAAUGAUUGGUGGCUAGAGAAGAAACCCAAUGGAUGCUACAAUGCCUCAGAAUAUAAAAAACUAAAAAAGGAAUGAGUAAUGUCAUUUUCUUACUUUAUCCAGUUUAUUGCUUAAAUCAAACUUCUGAAAUGAGUUUAAAGACUCAUUGCUAACAAUGAGCCUCUGCACUACACAAGCAUCCCAUAAUGCAUUUUCAGACAGUCUGAAAUCAAUUAUGGUUAAUCUGUAGAAGUUUACUACCAUUGUCUUGAUUGUCGCCUGGAUAAUUUGCCACCCUCACAAAGGCUCAUUGUUAGCAAUGGGUCUUAAAGUGCUUUUUUGACAAAAUUUCAACCAAACUGAAAAAUUAAUGUUCUAUUUACCGACCAGUAUGUAUAAAAAGCAAAUUGUAAAAUUAAUUCCAUGGUAUUAAUGCUGUAAUAUAUCAUAAUUUGCUAGGUCAACUUAGGAAAGUAUUUUGUGUUUUUGUAACAUAACCAAACAUAAUCUUCCCACUGCAAUCACUCCUUGAAACUAAACUUUUGUAUGCUAAAAUAACAGAACACAGGUAUCCCAAAUUACUAAUAAACAGUUUUAAUGUUUAUAUACUACAAAUAUCAUCAUAAUUUUCAAUCCCAUCAACAGUAAAUCAUCAAGAACUUAAUUUUCCUGAUCAUCUUCAGUCUAAUCAUUUAAAAAACAUAAAAACUGUAAGGCUGCUUCUUUUACAUAUGAGAGUUUUUUGUCCAAAGUACCUAAGGAGAUGGGGAUAUUAAAGAAAGCUAGCUAAAUGCAAUCUUCAAAGCAAUGCUUUUGAAGAGGACAUAAAAGCUCUAAGAAGUCUAUGUAGAAAGUUUCUAUUUGUAUCUUUACAAUUUGUACUAGAAAAUUGUUGUGUCCCUUUUUCUGUGACAUUGAAACAAAAUCCUAUCCCUCAAUCAACAAUGUAGUAAUCCAUUGAUUACAUUGAAUUAAGAAAUCUGUCUUCCUUCAGAAAUAUGAGAUAGCUUAUAGAAUACAAGGAGUUUUGUGAGAUGUGUUUUUAAGAUUAGGACAGAGCCUAUUAUGAUAUACACUUUGAGUUUGAAAACCUUGACCCAAUUUGUGCACAUAAUAUAACUUUCCCUGAAACACCAAAAUUCCCUUGCUCUGUUCUGUUAAAAGCUAUAAAUCAUAUGCAAAUCACUAAAUGAAAUUAUGAUAUUAGAACGUAUGUAUAUGAUGUUUGAAUUGCAUAAACAUUUAAUUUAAAAUUUGUCUUAAGCCUGUAAACAACAUUAUGCACCUUAUCAACUUGUAAACCAAACAUCACUUUAACCUGUAAAUUACACAGUUGCAUCUUAUAAAUACUUCACUCAGAGCCAGUUUUACAAAACAAUGCACCUUUUGUAAAUAGCAACAAGUUAAGCAAUAUUAUAAUUAUAUGUUUUCACACCUUUAUAUUUUAUAUGUGUUUUUUUAUUAAAUCAAUACAAUACUGUUGAAAAAUUACUAGAUACAUUAAAUAAUGUGCUUCUCUUAGUGACUAAUAAUGGAUGUGUCCAAACACUGAUAAUACCUUAGUUGUCUAUAAAUUUAUCUUCUGCGAAAAAUGUCAACUGCCCUACAAUCAAGAAAAAAUCUCUUAGUAAAAUUCUGUUGUCACAGCCUUUUCAAAAAUUACCAUCUUAUCAACAUUUUCUUUUUUCCUUCAACUUGUAAUUUUUGCCAGCAUUGUCAAGCAAGUUUGUGUUCUUUCCUGGUUGCUUAAGAUUUGUUUCUUUUCAAAAUAGAGCUGUAAAUUGGUUCAAAUUUAUAUUUAUUUUCAAAGUAGUGAAUUGAUUAUUUCUAUUUCAAUACUGUAAAUUAUUGAUUUCAGUUGUUUCAGACGAUAAAUUGCUUAUAAUAUUGUUGUUUUUGAAGCAUUGCUCUUUUUCUACUGAUGACAGUGUGUAUCCUUGCUCAACAGUUCAUUCAUUAUCAUAGCAGUUUACUUUGUGGGAGUGGGUCUGCAGGUAAAGUUACUGAAACCACUUCAUGGGCGACGCCAGAGGAAGGGACUGGGGGGCUUCAGCCCCCCUCCCCCUCUUUUUUGCACAAGCGUAUUUUUAUUAAAAACAAGAAAAACAAAAAAGAUAGAAAAAAAGUAAAGUGCAAUAAAUCGUUUUAUUGCUUAAUGUCUCAAAUGCAUGAAUUAUCGUGAAGCAUUUAAGUGUGAUUCUCAUUCUCAAAAGUUGGUUUUAGGUUUAACAAUGCUGUCAACUCGAGCUUUCUACCUGAGUUUCUAACGCUUGUUCCUUCAAUUCGUUCGAAUUCGCUCGUGAAAAUUUGCUAACGUCUUGUCAAAGUGUUGCUUAAUUCCUAAAAAUUUGAAGAUGACGAAGUAAAUUGCCUAAAUGUAGCCCGAGACCUCCUCUUGGAAUUAGAGAACAUCUUCAAAUGAACGCUGAAAUAUAUUUCAUGGAUUACUUCACCAAAACGUUUCACAUGAACUGUGACAGAAUUGCAUUCGAAGUCAAAUCGAUUUAAAAUCAAAUUUGCAAAAGAGCUUUUACUAAAAUUUUGAAUGCUUUCUCCCUUUAUUUGAAGAAAUUUCCCCUUUGAGGAAUUCACAUUGAUAUUUUAUCGUCACAGUUUCAAAGAAAAGUAUUAGAAAGGAAGUAAAUAUGACCAAAAACUUUUUCUUUAAAACUUCACAUGAUUAUUUAAAAAAUUUCGAAACAUCUUCGCUCAAGUUCAUCAUCAGAAAAUUUCUAGGCCGAAAAUGCUCAUACUGUACGUGCCAUGCUUUUUGCAAAUACAUUCUAUGUUGCCUGUUGACUUAGAUUUGUCUCCUUCCAUCACCUGCAAGCUUUCAUACAUAAUCAUGGGCUUUGUACUAACGUUGGUUGUAAGACUGCAAUGGUGAGUCGUAGUUCAUGAUUUUAAAUGCAAAGCUGUUCCAAGGGAAGCACUCUAAUGAGAUUGGCAUUUAAUGACGAGCUCUUAUUUGCUAUCCUUAAACUCUAAACAUUGAGCCAACACCCUUGGUGUCUGUCUUCUACUAAACACUGUGUUUUGACUUCAGUUCAGUUCUUGAUCUUUUCUAAUCUACCAAUAGAAAAGCGAUUCACUGGUAAAUAAACCAACAUUUAGUUAAUGAAACAGUUGAUCCGCCGUAAGGCUCAAAUAUAAGGGUUUCUUAUAGCUAGGGAGAUGACCGCCAAGUCUUACUCAUUGUGAUAUUAACAAAACAACUGACUUUUUAUUCUCUUUUAAUUAACACACCUUUGUACAAACGCAUUAAUACUAGAAAACUUGGGUUGAAUGUAAACAGUUGAAAAAUGUGCUAUAAUUUUCAAGUUGCUGCCAUCAGCUUGAAGGCCAUUUGGCCUAGCUCUCCAUCUGGGCAUUGUACUUUCAUUUCGACUCUCAAGCAAAGUGCAGACACGACCUAACAUCAGUAGACAGGAAACAUGCUAUAAUUUGUUUGCCGUUCAUGUGAUCAGUUUAAUCAAAAUAUUCUACCAUUAUCUUGCAUCGUCAUGUGUUGCAAUACACGUUUUUUAUUUAUAAGAAACUUUAUUAGUAAGAAAAAUUUAGAAACUGUAAAAUUUCCAAUUUAAAAAAAUACAGUUAAAAAGUUUUUAUUUUAUCGAAUUUUAUUUUAUUUUCAUUUUUGGAAAAGAUGCCGUUUGGAUUUAAAUCUUCAUUGUUUUUUCGUGAAGAUCUGCGUCUAUAUUUUUCCAAAAAUGCCAGAAAAUAUGAAAGUAACUAAGAAACUGGAAGUACUAUAACGCCAAAAGCUAAGGAACUUUUAAUAUUUAUUGCUGAUCCAAAUUUCUUAUAAGAAAAACGUGUAGUAUAUGUAGCAUUCAUGUUCUUGUUCUAGAGCCCAGUUUUUCAGAUACCCUCUCUAUAUAAAGAAUUUACAAUCUAAAAAGAUAUGUAUUUAAUACCUCAUAAACAGCGAUAAAGUGAUA